AUGACCUCCUAUCCAGGAGAAAGACCAGACGCCCCUUGGAACCCCCCUGCCCAGAAUCCUGUACCCCAACCGACUCUUGCACCAAUCGUACCCGAUUACAUACCACCGAUGGCUACAGUUACCAUGGAUGAAGGACGUCACCAUGUUAGCCAGAAGGAACUUGGUUUUAGAAAACCCGAGAUCUUUAACGGUUCAGACCGUUCGAAGCUUAGGGAAUUUAUAAACCAAUGCAAGAACUACAUGGCCAGAAAUAGCCAUGUCUACCAGGAGGACAAUCAGAAGAUCACAUUCGUGCUAUCGCACAUGCAAGGAGGAACAGCAGGAUCAUGGGCACAGAGCUUCAUAGAAACGGAACUCACCAAUGACGACUUCCUUUCUUAUGGGAGUUGGAGAGACUUCAUUGCAAGUGUGAACAAAGCAUUUGGCGAUGAAAAUAUUGAAGAAACCGCUCGCACCUUGCUGCGUAACAUCAAGCAAGGAACUCGUACUGCGGACGACUACAUUGCCGAAUUCUGA
Sparassis crispa is the source of this 516-nucleotide messenger RNA. RefSeq lists its product as hypothetical. NCBI's taxonomy places the organism in Eukaryota, Fungi, Basidiomycota, Agaricomycetes, Polyporales, Sparassidaceae. The record is from RefSeq and is a predicted model, not a curated record. Bases 1 to 516 code for a protein of 171 amino acids. The transcript has a single exon.